UCAAGAAAAAUGUCUAUUGUGGACGGACAGGCUGAGUUUGCAUCCAGAGGAAACUGGAGUCACCUUGGUGGUGUCCUAGCAACAGCCAACAAGAGAUGAAACGGCACAAAAGGGAGGGCCAGAGGUUGAUGGGAGAAGUGAGGCAGUGUGGAGAUGUGUUAAAGAAGAGCAGGGCAUGGGGUUGUAGCCGCACUGGUACCUGAUGACAGGAACUCAAAUUGAAUGCUAGAAAACGAGUCCCAAGAUCCAUCCAGCCAUCCAUCCUUCAUGAUGUUAGCGAGGGGUUCUUUGGCUUGCAAUCCCACUUCCCCUAUCCAAGCCCACAGCCCCAGUACUGAUCCAGAGGCUCCUUCUCCUGCUCUUCUGCCUCAGUCCCCUCCAUGCUGGGCAACACAGGCACAGUGCGACCUUGCCCAGGCAGAGGCAGAGCUGCGUCGUCUACAAGAGCGUCAUGCAACUGAGGCUGACUCUGUGAAGCGGGGUAUAGAGCGCGCCGUCCUGGGAGCACGCAGAGAAGAGCGUCGCCUGCUAGAAAGAGUGGAACAGGACCAUCGAGACACUCAGCAGCAUCUGGAGCAGGUCCAGAGGGAGAACAUGGCAGCCGCCCGGGUCAGCCAGUCCCUGCUGGAUCAAAGAUUCCGUAAACUUGCCCAACUUCAGCAGCAGAUUAAGGAGGUGGGUCAACAGUUGGGUCUAGAUGAAAGUGGGCCAAACCAGAACCUGCUGCUGAAGGAGGUUUCAGAGUUCCUACAACCCUGGGAAAUCGCAGUUUCCCUAAAGAAGGUGAACUUCAAACCCAGCUCCCAACCCAAUGCUGUCACCUUUGGAGAUAUUCGUGUGCAAGAGCAAAGCCUGUGUCUGCAUGUUGGAGGUUGUGGGCCACAGGGGCAGAUGUGUGCUCUCCAUUCACAUGAGAUGCAGAGUGAAGGCGAAAACCAUCAAUGUGCUGGGGGAGAAAAAAACACCCCAGGACAGGGCUGGACCUCACCAACAGGCAGGGUUGUCAGAAAAAUCAGCCUCUCUACCCGGAGUGAUCUGGAGUCAGAGGAGGAACAAAAGUGUGCCUCAACAAAGAUACAUCGCUGGCUUCCAAAGUGUGAACACUCUGAUUGGGAAUCAUCCCAGGAUGAUGAGAUGGAAUCUGCACCCUUUCACCCACAAGGAGAGGAUGUAUUUCUGACUGUCCCUACUGUACUUAAAAACAUGGAUACGGAAGGCAAGGAGCAAGGGUACAAGAUGAAUAGUAAUGGAAAACAGUAUUCUCCCAGGAAUCAGAGGAAGUCACUUACUGUGGUCUCUGGUAGGAAACCAUCUCCAUCUCCCUCACCUGAACGAAGAAGGGACCAUGCUAAGCUGAGUCACUGUCUGAGUUUAGACAGUCAGAAUGAAGACAAACGAAAAGUGAGUCAGGAUUCUAACAGUAGACUUUUAAAGUAUGGCAACAGCGUACUAACAUCUUCCAGGAUGACAAGAGAAUCUCUGACCAGCCAAAGCUGUCUAGACCUCACCUCCAGGGGCCGACCUCACUCAUGCCUCAGCCAGUCUUCUGAUGAACACUCUCUAGGAACCCAUGGUGACUCUGGCAGAGCACCAUCCCCAACAGACAGCCUUGACUCCAGCUAUACUUUCAUUGUGAGCCCAUCGCAUGACUACAACAUGAACAGAGGCUCUUUGAACUACAAUUGCCGUCUAUCAAAGUCUGCAGUGGAUCUGACACAUAAGACACGCCCGAUGAUCAGCGGUGGGACGAAUGAUCACGGAGUGUGGAGGGUGAAGUGUGGCAACUUUAAUUCUAUCCCGAGCCCCACCUCACCAACACUCAAUAGGGGGCCUAGGGUCUCUGACAUGGGACAGACCCUUUCAUACCCUACAUAUAGAAGUCACAAUAUGCAACAGCCGCAGAAAAAAAUCACAGUGUCUGGCUCAAAACAACCCUUGGUGGCUAGGUCCUUAUCCAUGUCUGUCAUAGAUGGUUCCUCUCAAGAACCAAAGAGAGGCAGAGGAGAAAGAGGAGAACCCGCCCUAUUGGAGAUGGAGGAGGAGGGAGACCCACCCCUGAUACCAUUCAACUCCAGAGGAGUCCAUCUGAUCAGGCAGUUUGGGAAGCAGGGUUCAGGUCGGGCUGACCUUACCCUGCCAAGUGGUAUCCAUGCCACACCACAGGGACAACUCUUUAUAGUGGAUUGUGGAAAUGCUCGUGUUCAGGUAACUGACCCCCGGGGCAACGUCCUCCAGCAAGUGACCUCCCCAACUUCUGAUGGCUCUGCAAGACGAUGUCGGAACUACUUUGACCUUGCUGUCAGUGCAAAGGGUUUGAUUGCUCUAAGCUGUGCAGCUGAGCGAGCCUUACUUGUGUUCAACAGACAUGGUCGUCUGCUCCAGACCUUUGGAGGGUCAGGCAUGAGCUCCGCGAAAGAUGAGCUUGAGGCUCCCAGGGGUGUGACUGUAACCAGGCUGGAUGAGUUCUUGGUUGCUGAUAUCCGAAAAGGUACCCUCAUUGCCUUAAAGCUUGAGCCUAAGACAGGCUCCCGUCUUGAGCGCACAGUGGUGACCGGAUUCCACCGGCCCUACUUAGUGGCAGCCUGCUUGAGCUCAGGCAUGAUAGCUGUGUCCGAAAGGGGCAAUGAAACAGGUCGGGUGCCUUGCAUCAAAGUGCUGGAGCCAGGCUGGAACACAGUGAGAGUUCUGGGUGUAUGUUCUGGUAUGGGACCCGUUCUGUCCUGCCCGUGGGGCAUCUGUAUAGAUGCAGAUGGUAAUGUGCUGGUAGCUGACUGGGGGGACCAGCACAGAGUCCUGUUAUACCCAGCACAGGGAGUUGGAUGGCCCAUAGUAAGCCAGGGCUUGAGUAGUCCACGUGGCCUGACCUUGCUACGUGAGGGUCAACUAGCAGUAUCUGACAGCAUGCACCAUUGCAUUAAGAUCUACCAGUACAAGGAGACCCAGGACUAGGAAGAGUGAGUUGGUGUUUAAAGGUACACAAUCAUAAUACACCAAUCACAGACACAGUGUGUGUUUACUCUUAAUAAAACUAAUUUGGGUAAUCUUACUGCUGAACUGCAACAACAAUCAGAUGCAGCUCCUGUGCUGAUUCUGGAAACUUCACUUGUAGAACCCAACUGUAUUUAGACUGACAAAUAAUGCAUUGUGUGUCUAGCUGAAUAGAAUUUGUAAGCCAAAGGCUAUCCAUUCAUCAUAAAGGUAAAAUCUGCUUCUACAGUUAGUCUGCGGAAACAAAAACUACCUGGUACUACACUGAGCAAAAGUGCUUUGUACAAGUUUGCAAAUGAUCAGAUCAGGCAAUUGCUGAUUGCUUGCUGAAAAUAGUUUAUAUAUUAUGGUUUAAUUAUAUUCUUUACAAAGUCUAUGUGGGCUGCCUUUCAUUUUCUUGCCUACAUGCCAACAUACCUGUUGUCAGAUUUCAGCCACAGCUGUUAACCUGCAGAGACAAAUGCAUUGGCAAAUCAACUCCAAACUGUGUUUACUUUGCAUGAAUUUAAUUAAUCAACAAGAUCCAAAACAAAUAUGUACACACAUGUAUCCAUUAUCAUACAUUUUCACAGUUAAAAAGAGAAUUGUGUGUGUUCAGCCGAGGACGUUUUAAUGGAAUCUUGCCACAAUUUGCUUCAGUAAAUUCCUGCAAAUUCUACAAUUUUUCACACUGUCACUGAUCUUUUCUGACAAUGAACAGAGCUUGGUGGCUUUUUUCAGUCCUCCCACUCCCUGCUUUCACAAGCAGUGUCAGUCAUGUGUAUCUGCCACUCUUAGAUGGAUUCUGCAUUCAACACGUGGAUACAAUGAUGCCAGUACAGAGUGGGUGAAUCAUCAUCAGCAACAAAAAAAAAACAAACUAGACUGUCAUUCAAAUUGUCUUCCAUGAAAUUUUUCUGUUCAUAGCAGAUGUUUCAUUGAGGGGACCAUUGCUUAUUUUAAGUUACAUUUGCAGUAUAUUUGUAGUAAUGUUAACUUUUCUUAGCAUUAGAUUUUUGGCAUAUUUUAGACUUUUACUUGUUUUUUUACUAUUUACUCCUCUAUCUGACAACUCUGGUUACUCAUUACUUUUCAUCUAAGAUUUUACAUUCAGUGCGAGAUAAAUUCUCAUCAAUGCUGUAGUAAAAAAUGUCAGCCUUGUGUUGGCUCGAUGAUUUCUUUCCUGACAUUUAUUUUAGAAAUGAAAAGAAGUCAGACAGUUUUCUAAACUGAGCUGAAAGUGAAUCAAGCCUUGAAACUUGAGAUGUUUUGUACAAUAUAACAUAUUGCAGUGGUUUAAACACCAAACAGUAUCAAGCAAGAAGGUUCCUGGUUUGAACCCCAAAUCUGUGUGGGUUCUCUCUGAUACUCCCUGGUGCUUCCUCCCACAGUCCAAAGACAUGUAGGUUAAUUGGUGACUCUAAAUUGUCCAUAGGUGUGAAUGUGAGUAUGAAUGGUUGUUUGUCUCUAUUAGUUGGCCAUGUGAUGAACUGCCGACAUGUCCAGGGUGUACCUCACUUCUUGCCCAAUCUCACCUGGGAUCCAGCCCCCCACUUUAUCCUGAUAAGGCAAGGCAAGGCAAGGCAAGGCAAGGCAAGUUUAUUUGUAUAGCACAAUUCGUACACAAGGCAAUUCAUAGUGCUUUACAGAGGCAAGGAUAAUAAGGAUGAUAAGGAUAGGCAGUUAUGGCUAAUGGAUUUAUAUAUAUGCAAUAGUAAUUUAACACUGAGACAAAGACCACUCCUUAGUCAUUACUUUUACUUUUGAUACAUCACUACUUUUUUACUGCUAAUUUUGCUACUUUUCCUUCAGUAACAUUUUUAAUACAAGACUUACAUAUAAAGAAGGUUUUGAACUUUCCAUUGUGGUGUUUACUAAAGUAAGCUUUUCCUUCCAUUUGGGUUACAUCUAAACUGUCUCUGUGCUGUCUUAGAUUAAGCCGUGACAUUUGAAUUUGAUUUCAAAUGUCACGGCUUAGUAAAAAGAACAAGCCGUGACAUAUCAAGACAUACUUCUUAGAGUGUAUAGUUGUGGGUGUGAGCCAUUAUUUGCAAAGGUAAGCUGAUUUCAUCUGUUCCUGUUUAGUUUUUUAUGACUGUAGAAUGAUGAGAGAUUAUUAUGGUAUACGUAGAUACGUUUAUUCUCUGAAAAUCUUAUGUUGUGAUGGAUUGCAUGGUAACAGAAAAAAAUAAAUAUUGGCUCAAAGUUUGUCUGUUUGUUGUGAGCUUCUCCUCAUGCAGCUUGUUUUAUUUUAGUAAUAACUCAGUGCAGAAAGAAAUAGUUUCAACAUAUCACAGUUUCUAUUGUACCAAUUAACUAUGGAAUAA
Molecule: messenger RNA, 5294 nt
Organism: Larimichthys crocea (large yellow croaker)
Lineage: Eukaryota; Metazoa; Chordata; Actinopteri; Sciaenidae
Exons: 3
Coding region: 223-2949 (908 amino acids)
Biological process (GO): protein polyubiquitination; proteasome-mediated ubiquitin-dependent protein catabolic process
Molecular function (GO): protein binding; ubiquitin protein ligase activity
Source: RefSeq, a predicted model, not a curated record